CAAACCAGUUUGAAUUAGUCUUUAACCGAACUAUAUUUUACUGAUUACAUUCCAUGUUAAAUACCACUGCUAUGCUGAUGUCAUGAUUGGAACAGGCAUUGAAAAGGACACCGUGUGGUCUUUCCAUCAUAAAGUAGCAUUACAUGUUGUCAUUGUUUUCUUGUUGAAUUGUGGACUCUCAGAUGACACUGUUGAAUUCCAUGUAUUUCAACCUCAGCAUUCGAUAGGGUUCUCAUUAGGUGACACUGUUACCCUGCACUGCUUUGUUACCAGUGAAAUUCCAAUGGGACGUGUGAAGUGGUAUGUAGAAUUUGGCAAUGUUCGAAGGCGGUUUUACUCUGAUGAUCCAAUUGAAGAAUAUUCUGACGCCCAUGUUUCCAGUCUCAGUAGAGACCAAUGUGUGGAUCAUUCUAUUCGGAUCAGAAACAUAAGCUCUGAGUAUGUUGGAGUAUAUUACUGUGUUAAAUUCCAGGAUGGAGAAAAUGAACCAUACAGAAGUGGCUAUGGAACCAAAUUGUACCUAAAAGAAAAUAAGCUGACGUUGGACACCCUAUUUCAGUUUCCUAAUAUUUUGAUACUGAUCCUACUGGAAAAAGUAUUUGCAAUCAUAGUCAUCUUUUUCAGCCUUGUAUUGUACAGAAACUUCAAUAAACAAAAAUGGAAAUCUUCACUAGAAAACAGAAGUGUAUCCAAUGAUAAUCAAGACCAGCCUGAAGUAAGACGUCCAACAAAAAAUAUAAGUGUACAGCCAUUUAAGAUAAACAAGGAAGACAUCAACAAAACUAGGAUCAUGCAAAAAGAGAAUAAACACAAAGUGAGUGCUGCCAUAGUCACUUGUCGAACAGAGGAGGAAACCCUGUGAAAAAAAGGAAGGAUAAAAACCACUGACCUUCUGCAUCAGGAAACAGUACAAUAAAGAAUUUGAUGAAACUCUGCUGGAAUGUACUAUCUCACCUUUAUCAUAUAAAUGUUUUAUGUUACUUUGACUUGAUUUAUACAAAUGUAGAGUCAAGCACUUCAAGUGAUAACAUAUUGGUAUGCCUAAGAAGAACAGAAGAAAUUCAAUAGUAAAUACAUGGAUGGUUUCAUAUUUGUUUUUAACAGAGAAAACAGAAAAAUGAGAUGUGCAUGUGAAAGUGAACAGUUAACAGCAAAAUAUGUUACUUGUUUAUUUGUUUCCUUGCAGUUUUUUGUCUUAUUUUUUCAAACAGGUUUCAUUGCCUUAACAACUGAAUAAAAUAAAGCAGUCAGGCGCCAAGAUCUAUUUUUCCUAAAAGUAGCAGUUGCAUUAUUAUUCUGACAUAUGAACCUAUAUGAUCCCUGCAUUUUCCUGCCUCAGUGACUACAUAUAAGUAGUAUACCACUCUACUACUACAGAGUGACAUCUAUACAAUAGAUGGGGAAGUGUUUACCACUUAAAAACUGAUGCUUUCAACUUUUAAACUAAUUGCAUAAAUAGCGCACAGCUAAUAUUGAUGCUGUCUCCAAUAACUUAAAGCAAUACAGAAGACUGCUUCUUCACUAUUGAAUGCCGUCUAGCAGAACUCUCAGCUAUAAAUUGUUUUUGACCAAAGUUAUGAUAAAUUAUAGAAUGGGCAAACUGUACAUCACCAUCCUGAUUGGGGAAUGAACAUUCUCCAGCAGGAUAUUAAUGUACAAGUAAUUCUCACUGAAAAAUAAGUCUGCUGCUUCACGGCAGAAUAUCAAGCCACUGUGGAGCUCAGACUGCUAAAAAGUUAACAUCCGUUAUUACUUUACACUCACUAAGCAGCGCUUUUGCUGUUUAGUGAGUGUAAAAACAAACAGAAAGAAGUGUAUGUGUGUGUAUGUAUGUGUAUGUGUGCAUUUUAUGUUUCUGUCUGUGUGUGUGAGUGAAUGCAUGUAUGAAAGUGGAAGUGACUUUGUGUGCAAGAGAGAGAUCUUGUGUGAGUAGAUGCAUAUAUGAAAGCAGAAAUGACUGUGUGAGAGAGAUCGCGAGAGACUGAGAACGAUGUUGUGUGAGUGAAUGGAUGUAUGAAAGCAGAAGUGACUGUGUGAGAGAGAUCGCGAGAGACUGAGAACGAUGUUGUGUGAGUGAAUGGAUGUAUGAAAGCAGAAGUGACUGUGUGAGAGAGAUCGCGAGAGACUGAGAACGAUGUUGUGUGAGUGAAUGGAUGUAUGAAAGCAGAAGUGACUGUGUGAGAGAGAUCGCGAGAGACUGAGAACGAUGUUGUGUGAGUGAAUGGAUGUAUGAAAGCAGAAGUGACUGUGUGACAGAGAUCGCGAGAGACUGAGAACGAUGUUGUGUGAGUGAAUGGAUGUAUGAAAGCAGAAGUGACUGUGUGAGAGAGAUUGCGAGAGACUGAGAACGAUGUUGUGUGAGUGAAUGGAUGUAUGAAAGCAGAAGUGACUGUGUGAGAGAGAUCGCGAGAGACUGAGAACGAUGUUGUGUGAGUGAAUGGAUGUAUGAAAGCAGAAGUGACUGUGUGAGAGAGAACGCGAGAGACUGAGAACGAUGUUGUGUGAGUGAAUGGAUGUAUGAAAGCAGAAAUGACUGUGUGAGAGAGAUCGCGAGAGACUGAGAACGAUGUUGUGUGAGUGAAUGGAUGUAUGAAAGCAGAAGUGACUGUGUGAGAGAGAUCGCGAGAGACUGAGAACGAUGUUGUGUGAGUGAAUGGAUGUAUGAAAGCAGAAGUGACUGUGUGAGAGAGAUCGCGAGAGACUGAGAACGAUGUUGUGUGAGUGAAUGGAUGUAUGAAAGCAGAAGUGACUGUGUGAGAGAGAUCGCGAGAGACUGAGAACGAUGUUGUGUGAGUGAAUGGAUGUAUGAAAGCAGAAGUGACUGUGUGAGAG
Molecule: messenger RNA, 2832 nt
Organism: Protopterus annectens (West African lungfish)
Lineage: Eukaryota; Metazoa; Chordata; Ceratodontiformes; Protopteridae
Gene: SIRPB2
Product: signal regulatory protein beta 2
Exons: 5
Coding region: 83-862 (259 amino acids)
Cellular component (GO): plasma membrane
Source: RefSeq, a predicted model, not a curated record